Clonostachys solani is the source of this 5175-nucleotide messenger RNA. Lineage: Eukaryota; Fungi; Ascomycota; Sordariomycetes; Hypocreales; Bionectriaceae. The record is from the annotation of a GenBank genome assembly.
AUGGCAGCUCCCGCCGCCGCCGCCGUGGCAGAUCGGGCCCAGGCCCGCGAGCUGGUCGAUGAGAUCGCUGUCAAUCAUGGCUACCUCCCACCCCAUGUUGUUGACUUAAUCCCUGAUGAGAUCCGUGCUACUGUUUUGCAUGCCCUUCAGAAGAAAGAUAAUAUGAUAGCAGCAUCUGUCUCGACACUGGCCCAAAAUUUAUAUUCAAGCUCUGCUCGCUUCAUCUUCGAAUUACUCCAAAAUGCUGCUGACAAUAGCUAUUUGAAGGCCUUGGCCGAGGGGCAUGACCCGUACGUCUCAUUCAGCGUCUACCCGGACCGACUUGUUGUGGAAUGCAACGAGGAUGGCUUCACUAGUGAAAAUCUCACAGCAAUAUGCAACAUUGGGAAGAGCUCCAAGCAAGGCGCCCAGGGAUACAUUGGCGAGAAGGGCAUCGGUUUCAAGUCAACGUUCAUGGCUGCCUGGAAGGUGCAAAUUGAAUCAGGGCCUUUCACUUUCUAUUUCGAGCACCAGGUGGGUGAGUCUGGCAUGGGCAUGAUCACUCCCAUCUGGUUCGAACCCGAGGAGGAGUUUACAGGCCCAGGAACACGGAUUUCGCUCUACUUUCAUGACAACGGAACGCCAGGGGAUCUGGCGGAUCGGCGUGACGAGGUCAUCCACCAGCUCAAGGAACUUCAAGGCGAGGCGUUGUUGUUCGUGAAUAAACUGAGGCGCAUCAAUAUUGCUGUCUUCGAAUCGGGCGAGGACAAGAUAUGGUCCAAAUCUAUGGCAUUAUCAGACAGCCCAAGCUUUCCACAAGGUUCCGAGCUGCGCACGUCUAAAUUUGAUGCUACCACUGGCACCGAGUCUGAGAUGGUUAAAAGAUUCCACAUCACCAAGUAUUAUGUUUUUGGGCUGUCCAGGAAUGAGAACAGGUCUUAUUCAGAGACUGAGGAGGGUCUGGCUUUGUAUUCGACAUCGCAAGUGAUGCUGGCCUUUCCGCUUGAUCAAAACGACGAGCCCAUCACUGAAAUCCAAGAUGUUUUUGCCUUCAUGCCAGUCCGUAAGGUUGGCUUUAACUUCCUCAUCCACGCAGACUUUGUGACUCAGGCUAAUCGCCAGGACAUUGUCUGGAGUUCCCAACGAAAUAUCGGUCUUCGCAAGGCUAUCGGCCAGGCUCUGGUCAAAGGCAUAGAAGAGCUGGCUAAGCAUCAAGCCCUUCGGUACAAGUGGAUGAGAUACUUGCCCCGUGAAGAUAGCCUGAACAACUCACCCUUUUGGAAAGAUGUGAUAUCUGAAAUCAAGUCGCCUCUUUCCCAGGCGCAGAUUCUUGUUCCCAUUCGCCAGGCUGCCCGAUGUCCCAUACAACAAAUGAGGCAGCUAGAGGCUCGUCACUUGGACAAAAACGGCGACGCUCUCAUCCCAGAUCUAUGGAGUUGUCCGAUGUACCUAUCCAAGGACUACGAAGAUGAAGACCUUGAUACUCUGAGAGAGUAUGGCCUUUCAGUACUCCAACUGGGUGAGAUAUAUCCUAUUCUCUCGGGAAUGAUCAAGGAACAAUCGUGGAAAAAAGCACUCUUCGAGACUCGAGAUGAGGACUGGCACAGCAGGCUGGCGAAAUUGAUUCUGGCAGCGAUGGAUUAUGACAUGGCACAAUCGUCCGGGUCGUCCCAACCUUCGGGCAACAUCGGCCCAUCGUCAUCCUCGACAGGGCUAUUCUCAUUCAACUCCAAUCCGAGACCAUCCACCUCUUCGCUGUUUGCAUUUGGUUCCCAAGGCAAGACUACUGCCAACGCCAGCGCCACAGGUACCUUUAAUUCGAGAGCAUCCACGCCUAAGCUGUUCUCAUUCAGUGACCAGAAUGCGGAUUCUGCCAAAUCGGAAGUGAAAAACAGAUUUGCACACCUUCCCUUGAUACCUCUUGCUUCGGGAGAAGUCAUUCCAUCCAUCCCCAUAAAUGGGGAUGGAGCUACCUGCCAUUUCCCAGAUUUUGCAGGGGUUCCUGUUCCUCGGGAUCUCGUACCACAUGUUAUUCUUCCAGCUGCGGCAGCAAACGCUUCAUGCCGGCAGUUGUACGAAAGCCUCGGUGCGUCGAAGCCGUUGCCUCCAUACGUUACGAGGAAGCUAGUUGAAAGAUACAAGACCCCCAACGAGCACAACGUUACUCUUGAAGAAACAAAGCAACAUCUAGUCUGGCUAUAUCGGAUGAAGCUACCAUCGUCCGGGCCCAAGGCGGCAGUCCAGCCUUUAUUUGCAACGAAACCCUCCGUCUUGGACGACAUGAUAGUUUUCGACCAUAUGAACCGCCCAGGACGAGCCCGGCAAGGGCUUGUUCAUCUCCCAGGGGGAGGGAAGUACUCUGCGCAGAAUUGGCUUCGACCCGUCCAAAUCCCCGGUGAGCCAGAUGUCGAAAUAGACGUUCCCUAUCUACACCCACAUUACCUCGAAGAUCCUCCCGCCCAACCUCUCUGCUCCGGAUGGACUUGGGAAGACUGGCUUCAUUCCACUUUCAACCUGCCAGUAGAUGUAGAAUUUAUUGCGAGCUCAGAUGAUUCUCGUGGAAUCAAGGGAAAGGAUACUCUAUCUCAAGAGGGGGCUUUCCUUAUCAAAUACCGCUCAGAGGAGGUUCUCACAUAUUUUGCCACUAAGUGGAGCUCACCCGACUUCAAGAAGUAUUGGGAGGAAGACUCCGAACGCGUUGAUCUCAUCAGAAAAGCCGAGUUUCGCACUAUUUUCGAGGGUGGAACCUGUGUUAUGGCGCGAGCGUUCCUACCGUUUCCUGCUCUGUUGUCUCGCAGCAAGAGCUUCCUGAAGAAUAUCGAGCCAGUUGGUUUUCUCAAGGUUGAGACUCCCUUAGAGGAUGACGACCCUUGCUGGAUGGGAUUUGGGAAACACUUCGGCAUCAAAGUUAAGGACGAUAUGUAUCUUUCAAUAAUUAUACUAAGGGCGCUCGUAUACGGUCGAUCUUCUCCCGCUGAUUCAAUGCGCCAUUCUAUGUGGAAACUCUACAACCGAAUCUACGCACUGUAUCUGGCAUGUGAUGAGAAGGAUAGACGCGAGCACCAAAGUGAAUUCCGUUCAUUUACAGAUAGUAUAUACAUCGGUGACGACAAAGACGGCGUACAUAUGUUCAGGGGCCCCAAUGACUGCCUCUGGGACGCACCCCCAGGAUUCUCCCUCAAAAUUCCACUCCGCGACAACUGGAAAGCAGAGUUGGAUUCCAUCGAGCCUCAGGACAGCGACAGCUUGACAAAUUUCUUUUGCCAUUUCCUUGGAGUUAGGAAUACCACCAUCAAGGACAUCUUGGAUGAACUUUGCCUUAAGCGAGAUUUGAUGUCUCAUAAUUGUCAUACUGCAAGUAAUGACCUGAUGGAAACAUACGAGCUGCUUCAUCAGUUGAGCGUGGACAAUGUGUCUCGUAGACAAUCGAAGCACAUAAGGCAUAUAUUCUCUACCGGAAAGAUGAUAUAUAUACCCACUGGCAAGAACAGCAGGCAUUGGUUCAAGACAUCAGAAUGCCUGUGGUUAGCCAACGGCGCGAUCGUCGGGAAACCUUGCCUAGAUGAAUUCUAUCCGGAUCUUGAAGAGUUCUUCCAUCAGUUCCUCGAGAUUCCUGAACUAGAUCUGAAGCUUUACUAUCAGGAACUUGUUGACAUGCACGAUACUGUGCCUACAGCAGCAGCCGCCAAGAAUAUGCUUGUCUCCCUCAAUGCCAUGCUUUCUUCGGCGCCAGACCCCAUGAGAUUCAAAUCUCAAGCUGAGCAUUUCCAUAUCUUUCCCGCAAUCCUCCCUGAUGGUACUAGUAAAGUACUUCGCUCGCGUGAUCACUUUCUCAUCGGUGAUCGCCGCCACUACGCCGAGGCCUUGAAAGAUAGUCUUACGAUACUUGACUUCACACUCGAUGAGGUGACACGGCUGCACAUCGUGUUCGAGUGGUUUGGCUUGAAAGACAGAUAUCUAUCCCAAGCUGUGACCGAGAUGACUACAGUUAAGGAAGGGCAAUAUGAGAAACUCAACAGCUUGGCGAGAGAUCUCGCAUUGAAAGCUCCUGCUCUUGUGAGCAUCGCGAUAUAUUCCGAUGAAUACCUCAACCCUGAUAAGCUAAAUGCAAGCUUGCAGAGGGUCCAGGUAUAUGUUACUGACUCCAUUGUAUCCACCUUAAUCGCCGAAGAGGGCGGGAAGAAAGUCCAGAAAUCCAUCGGCAAAAAUGACCUUCACGUACAGAAUUUAGUCAACGGCGAUCUGCGGAUACACAUCACAGCAGACGAAGAUUCUCGAGACUUGGCUUUCGCAUCCAAACUACCUCGGGAGCUCAUGACUGCCUUGCUGGGAUAUGAUACACGGAAGGUAGAUGCUACAGUCUUUAAUAUCGCGGCGAGCGUUCUCCAAGCCAAGCGGAGCCAUGUCCACCGAAUCCUCGAGUUGAAUGGUGUGCCCGACUUGAAGCUGCCAUGUCUUGUCGGCGAAAACUAUCUGGCUGCUGAAGUGGAAGCCGAGAAGCGAAAAAUGGCACCUCCUCCGGAGACUUCGCUCACUCUACAGGCCACGUAUGACAAGGAUGCUUACCUUGACAUGCUCGUCCACGUUGUAGAAGCAGCAAGAGCUCACCAAUUCCCAAGCAGGAGCGGCGAAGCGGAUCUUUCCCAUGCUCUCAAUGGCCUAAAAAUCUCGGGUUCCAAGCCGAAAACCAAACCGCUGAAGUUCUUUCACCCCAGUAUAGAAGAAUGGAGGCAGUUGGUGGGCGCGGCUGGUGAACUUUUUGUUUUCGAGAUGCUCUCUAGCCUUGAUCCCCCUCUACCUAACUUUGGACGCUCCAACUGGCCGAGCGUUAUCCGAAAAUACGUCACUGACCAUCCAGACUACACGGAUAUGGAUGCAUGGGUUGGGGAGGAAGAUGGCGAUAUCCAGUACCACGAUAAACAGAACGCCCUAACAGAUUUUCUCAUUGAAAAGGGCUACUUUGACGAGACUCUUAGUACGCCAUUUCAUAUGAGCAAGACCCAAUACAGUCGCAUGCAACGGUACUGGUCAGAUGCUAGCACUGGGAGCAGUAGAAGCAAAGUGUUUGCUAUUUUCCGAGUCUAUGGCAUUGAGUCGGGCGAGAUUGGCCUCAAGGUGUACGUCGACGCCGAGAGCGCAGGCCAGGAGGGAAACUUGAAAUUUGAAGCCGACAGCUGGGCUGUGAGAGCUCUCUAA